Spirometra erinaceieuropaei is the source of this 2907-nucleotide messenger RNA. Lineage: Eukaryota; Metazoa; Platyhelminthes; Cestoda; Diphyllobothriidea; Diphyllobothriidae. The record is from the annotation of a GenBank genome assembly.
AUGUUGGAGGAAGAGACUGAAGGCACCAGUAUGAGGGUUUUAUUUUAUACAGAACCCUGGGUGUCCUCUCAGGCGGUGGUGGCCACUGGCGAAGUCAAGACUGGUGUUGACUGCGUCCAGUCAUGUCUGAGAGUCCUUAAGGCAGUGGUGGUAGCCGCUUUUGUAGGCUCGUGGGUCAAGCUGAAGUGGUUGCAUUCGCCGAGGGGCGGUGUCCCAGUGGCUUAUGUUGCCGGCUGCAGGCGGGUAGGUACGUUCAAUUGGCCGCAUAGGCAGAUGCGACCGUGUGGGUACAGGUGUGUCCGAGCUGAAGUCGGUCGAGUCAGAGCGUCUGGAAAGGCUCGCUGCAAGUAGUGAAUGACUUUGAGACAGGGAGGCCUUAAACAAUGACUCCAGACUGUCUAUGAUGGUUGUCCGCAGCAAGGCGUGCGCUAGGAAUGUGGACUUUGAAUGCAAGAAACAAGUUUAUGAAUUUUAGUGAAAAGGAUUUAAAUAUGAAGGGAGAAUGGGAGACACCAAGGUACCGGAAAGAGGAUAGUUCAUUGGGAAGGACGUCAAAGGACUCAGGAAUGAGAUCGACAGGCUUGGAGAAAUGGCUGGUCACAAGCUUCUGCAUCAGUCAUGUGAGCAGUAUGCCUGAUUUUGCAUGCAUCGACUACCUACACUGCCAAACCUAGCCGACGUUUACUGGUAAAAGAGUGUUCCUACCCUUUUUAGGGCAACAUUCUGGUCAUUACUGGUCCUUUUCCGACGGUAGAUCUAGUGUGGACACAUUAAUUAGAUAAGACUAAGUUUUUAUUUAGCGGAGGACACUUCGGCGAACCUCUUUUUAUUAAUUUUAAGUAUUAAUGGAUCAAAAACGGUAAAAACCAAGUAGCUGCAGUCCGUGGUCAUCCAUCUACGACCAGAGAACAACUCCAGAUCAGCGGUUUAUUCGGUUGAUACAGCCGCAAGGAACAGAUUAGAAGAAUACAGACAUGAUCCAUGUCUGAGAGCCGUCAAACAGCUGACGCAGCUUCUAACUUCGGGCCUUCGCGUCCUUGAGGGGACAUGAGCAAUCAGAACGCGAAAGAAGCCACCAUAGGUUUGGUUAGGUGCAGGAGCAAGGUAAAGCUUUCCACGAGGUUUUAAAACGGCGAUAGUUAGUGCAUGCAUGGAUUCGACGGGACUGAAGUGGCUAGGACAAUACAUAUACAUAUAUGCAUAUACAUACAUAUACCAUAUUCAAUUUACCAUAUGCAAUUCAUACUACUCUUAGUACUACUUGUUUGUAGAAUGGGCAUUACGUGGUUAUUCCACAGUAGUUGAUUGUCUUCGACUCAACUGUUCAUUGAAAUUUCGGUUCUGACCCUAAAAAGUCAUGUCCCGGAGAUUUAACUCCAAGUUCUGCACUGAUUAAUUUCCGAAAAUAUUCACCUGAUUAUUCUCUGGAGUUCAUAUACCGGAAACCGCUAGAGAACGCUGGGGGUCCCACUGAAGAACCGAACCCCUCGCAGCUGUGUCACGCAGUGGAAGAAUAUCGGCGAAACACGUGUCUGGGCUUUUAGCAAGUAUCUAGGUCGGGAGUACGGUAUAAUACCUUUACCACAUACAUAUACAUACAUAUACAUACGUAUAUAUAUGAAUGAAUUUCACUUCGUUCAAACAGUGGACAUAAUAUGGAUAACUGACAUGGAGUGACAGGUAGUGUUUCCAAAUAAGAAAAUUAGUUCGUGCGGGUAGGCUUUUACUGGGCAGUGGGGCUGGGACAUCUAUCGGUAUUAACUAAAUAAUCCAUGAAAGCCUUUUUUAGUACAGCAGAAAAUUGAUCAGCCUACACAGCCCCGAAAAUGAAUAGAUAGGCCCCCAGUUUUGGGCCUUAUUUCCUUUAAUAAUGUCCAUCUGACCAUAAAAUUCUGGCAAUCUUAGGUGCUCUUUUGCCGGGUUAGUCCGUUUUUAACAAAAUAAGUUAUCUCCAAAUUUCAGACUUUGUCUGUUUCAUGAAAAAUACAUCUGGUACAUCUCUUUGGACAACCCUCUAGAUAGAAAUAUGCGACCAAGCCAGACUAAUCAGUAAGAUCUUAUUUCGUAGCCGCACCUGUUAGGCGCAAGGGUUAGUGUUGGGGGUUAGAGGUUAUGGGUUAGUGUCAGGGGUUGGGGUUAUGGCAUGGGGUUAGUCUUAGGGGUUAGAGUUAGGGUUAGUGGUUAGGGUUAGGGGUUAGCGUUAGGGGUUAGUGUUAAAUCCCCUACUACCACCGGUCCCGUAUGACAGGCGGCUGGCGCUUGUCUACUGCAGGUGCGGCUAUCACAUAAGAUCCGAUCGACCAAUCGCUAAACGAGACAGAGUGGAGAGACAAGAGAAACUUUUUACAAGGGUAUCCGCUUGUCUGACCAACAAAUGUAGGCUAGAAUGUCUAUUAGGCCACCAUGACCUGAUCCGUAGGAUCGGCUGCACACGGCCAUCAGCCGUCACAUAUUCCUGAGGACAAACUGCCUGCAGUUCGUUACGUUUUCCAGGCAAGAGGCAAUGCUAGACGUAGAACUAGGUAAGUGGGACACCCAGCACCUAUGAACGAUCAGCAUACGCACGCGCCCGUGCGAGAGAACGAGAGGCGUGUGGUGUAUGACUAAACUUUUGUCCGCAACCACUAUGGCGCGGUGUCAGGUCUUGCGCAAGCGGGCAGGGCGGUAAUGGUGGAACGAUGUAAACUGUCACAGGAGAGCUAAAUUUCCUACUUCUGAAGUUGUCGCGUCCGGUCCCGCUUCUACUGGCAGUUACGUCGACACUGCAGCUGCCACCGCUUUGAUGAUGAUGAUGAUGAUGAUGAUGAUGAUGAUGAUGAUGAUGAUGAUGAUGAUGAUGAUGAUGAUGAUGAUGAUGACAGAGGCUGCGGCUAUGGUGAUUUCGAACUGUCUCGAGGAAAGUCGUGA